GGACUGUCAGGGAGCUACGAAUUCUCGCAAUCCAAUGGCUAGAACAGCGCCUCGAUCGGUUCCUGAAUCCGACGUCGUGACCGACAACCUUGUCCGUGUCCCACCCAGCUGCAAGCCAGAGAGACGCGGCGGCGUCACAUGCAACAUCCGGCUCCAGUCCGCGGCACCUGAACCCCUCAAAAACCCUCGCGUCGCUCGCUGCCGCCCGUGCGCACGCCCCUCAUUUCCCGCGCUCACUAGCAGCAAGAUCGCCAUCGCCGGCUCGCCGCCGCGCCAUGGGCAAGCCGAAGCAGCAAGUCCUCUCCCGCUUCUUCUCCCCCAAGCCCGCGCCCUCCUCCGCCGCCCCCGACCCGCCGCCGCCGCCCAACCCCAAACCCUCCGCCGCGCAUCCGCCCGUCUCCACCGUCGCCUCCUUCUCCCCAGCCAAGCGCGCGCGGGCCCUCUCCCUCUCCCCCAAAUCCCUCGCCGCCAAACGGCCCAAUCCCACCCCUCCCUCCCGUGAUGCCGUCCGCCGCAGGCUCCUCGAGCCGCUCCACCCGGCGCCGCCGCCGCGCCCCCUGAACCCUACCGGCGGCAAGGGCUACACGCCGCUGGAGCAGCAGGUCGUCGACCUCAAGGCCCGCCACCCCGACGUCCUCCUCAUGGUCGAGGUCGGCUACCGCUUCCGCUUCUUCGGCGAGGACGCCGCCGUUGCCGCCGCGGUGCUCGGCAUCGUCGCCCACCCCGACCGCAGCUUUCUCACCGCCAGCGUCCCCACCUUCCGCCUCGGCUUCCACGUCCGCCGCCUCGUCGCCGCGGGCCACAAGGUCGGGGUCGUGCGCCAGACCGAGACCGCCGCCAUCAAGGCCGCCGCCGCGGCGCAGAAGGGCGGGGGCGCGGCGGGCGCGCCGUUCGCGCGCGGGCUGUCCGCUGUGUACACGCGCGCCACGAUCGAGGCCGCGGCAGGCGAGCUGGAGGGUGGUGGCGCCGCGCCCGAGGAGGGGAGCAGGUACCUCGUCUGCGUCGUGGAUAAGGAGGUGGAGGCGACGGGGAGGGAGGGGUUCGAUGUGAAGGUUGGGGUUGUGGCGAUCGAGGUGUCCACCGGCGAGGUCGUGCACGGGGAGUUCAUGGACACCACCUCCAGGAGUGGGCUCGAAGCUGUGCUGCUUGGAUUGGCGCCCGUCGAGGUCAUCCUUGGGACGCCACUCACGUUCGCCACAGAAAAGGUGAUGAUGGCAUAUGCGGGACCGACCUCUAAUGUGCGGGUUGAGCGUGCAUCAUGUGUUUGUUUUGGCGAGGGUGGUGCUUUGGCUGAACUGAUGUUUUUGUUUGAGAAGUCUGUUGACAAUGCUUCUAGGGUUGAAGAUGACAGACAACCGAUGGAAACAAAUGAUGAUGACAACAAUCUUCGUGGGAUUGAGGGUCUCAUGGCUAUGACAGAGCUAGUCGUUCAAGCAUUAGCAUUAUCAGUUCGGUAUCUCAAGGUUUUUGGCAUGGAAAGGAUAAUAUGCUUUGGUUCUUCGUUCCGGCCAUUUUCUGCAGAUACUGAAAUGUCCUUAUCAGCAAAUACUCUUCAACAACUUGAGGUAUUGAAGAACAACUCAGAUGGCACAAUAGAAGGGUCUCUGUUCCAAACUAUGAACAAUACCUGCACAGCUUUUGGGUCUAGAUUGUUUAGAAACUGGUUGACACACCCUUUAAGCGAUCGACAUCCAAUCUGUGCUCGUCAUGAUGCGGUAUCUGAGAUUUCUGAGUCAAUGGGAUCACGGCACUCAAUUAACAAUCUACAGGACAGAGGGGAUGGGUCUUGCACAGCUUUGGCGCGUAGCGAUUUGAGUACUAUCCUUUCAUCUGUUUUAGAAAUGCUGGGAAAAUCACUUGACAUUCAAAGAGGAAUAACAAGGAUUUUUCAUUGCAAAGCCACAGCUAAAGAGUUUGUUGGUGUUAUCCAGUCUAUCCUCACAGCUGGAAAGCAGCUGCAGAAGCUUUUCCUUGAGGAUAUUGACACUGUCUCCUCUCAUCAUAAACCUGUGCACUCCUCUUUGCUGAGAAGGCUAAUAAGUACAGCUUCAUCAUCCACCGUACUAAAUAAUGCAGUGAAACUUCUGUCUUGUCUUAACCAAGAUGCGGCUGAUCAAGGAGAUAUGCUAAACCUAUUCAUUGCAUCUGUAGAUCACUUCCCAGAGGUUGCAGAAGGUCAUGUAAAUGUAGAAAUGGCCCAACAUAAACUGGACUUAUUGAUUGUUGAGUACCGGAAGCAACUUGGUAUGCGCAACUUGGAGUUUAAAACUGUAGCUGGAUCGACCAAUUUGAUCGAACUACCAGUGGAUAGAAGGGUGCCCUCAAAUUGGAUAAAAAUAAAUAGCACAAAAAAGACCAUCAGAUACCACACCCCUGAAAUAUUGAAGAACCUGGACAACCUUUUGCUGGCUAAGGAGGAACUAGCAGUUAUCUGCAGGUCUUCGUGGCAUAAAUUCCUCACAGAUUUCAGCAAGUAUUAUGCGCAGUUUCAAGCAGUUGUUGAGUCUCUUGCAGCUCUCGACUGCCUAUAUUCACUCGCUGUUCUUGCAAAGCAGAAUAAUUAUGUGCGACCUAUUUUUGUCCAUGAGAGUGCAUCAAGUCAGAUUCACAUAAAAAAUGGACGCCAUCCGGUUCUGGAAUCUUUGCUUGGAGACAACUUUGUUCCAAAUGACACAGAGCUUCACGCAGAUGGUGAGUACUGCCAGAUCGUUACAGGACCAAACAUGGGAGGAAAGAGUUGCUAUAUUCGCCAAGUCGCACUAAUUACCAUGAUGGCCCAGGUUGGUUCCUUUGUACCAGCUUCAUCAGCUAUGUUACAUGUUGUUGAUGGAAUUUAUACCCGGAUGGGUGCGUCUGACAGUAUUCAACAAGGAACAAGUACCUUCCAUGAAGAGAUGAAUGAAGCUUCCAACAUAUUGCAUAACUGCUCAUCUCGAUCUCUAGUGAUCAUCGAUGAGCUUGGUCGUGGCACAAGCACACAUGACGGCGUUGCUAUUGCUUAUGCUACUUUACACUAUCUUAUCAAAGAGAAAAAAUGUAUUACCAUUUUUGUCACUCACUAUCCAAGGAUUCUCGACAUUCAGAGAGAAUUUGAAGGUUGUGUUGGGGCAUACCAUGUUUCAUAUCUGGUAACAAAAAAGCUUCUGGAAAUUACUGAUAAACCAUUGGAGACUAGUCCAGUGUCAAAGGAUCUUGGAGAAAUUACUUUCCUGUACAAGCUUGUUGCUGGAGCUUCAGAUAGAAGCUUUGGUCUUAAUGUUGCCCUGCUUGCCCAGCUUCCAUCUAGGUGUAUUAAGAGGGCAUCGGUCAUGGCAGCCAAACUACAGGAAGAGUUAAGCAUGCGUGAGGAGAACAAACUUUGGAGGACAACGGAUGCAGCAACGGUGGAUGGACCAUCAGAAAGUUCCACAAUAGUUGGUUUGCUUUGUGCACAGCCUUACCAAGGAUUAGCAGAAGCAUGUCGCAGGGUACUGCUGAACAUGACUUUGGCUCAAAGCUAUAAUGAUGUAACAAACACACUACCUUCUUUGAAGAAUGCACGGGAAUUUGCAAAGAAGACGAUAGAAGGCUUCCUCAUGUGAAGCAGUGGCUCAUUUGAGAAUUUGAGUUAUUCUUCCUAAAUGUGAAGGGAACUUAUCAGGGACAUACUCUGUGGAGCAAUAUCAUGUUGACAGCUGUAGAAUACAGCACUUGAUGUACAUUUUGCACAGCAUUUUCUCUGGAGCUAACUAUAUGAGGAUGCAGGUAGCGUGUACCUUCCUACUUAGGAUCCAUAACGCCGAAGAAGCAUUUUGCUGGAGCGGUUUUUGGAACUGCUGCUCUGUCAGGUUAGCGUGCUAACCAUUUUGGCCACGAGACUUAAUGGCAGCGGUACAUUGUUAGAGGGCUCUGAUCUUUGCUGGUGGCUUAAGAGAUGGUAGACGAAGAACUUCGAGUUUAGACCAGCCAUAAUAUUAACCUUUGCGAUACUGUAUGAUAUUGUAAGUAUGCAGCCGUAUAUUCCGUCUCUGUAUCUGGAACACCUUUUGGUGAUGUAAAGUGCAGAAAAGAUAUGCAUUUCUUUACCUGUCUUGUAUUCUCUACCC
Panicum hallii is the source of this 4085-nucleotide messenger RNA. RefSeq names its product DNA mismatch repair protein MSH3. The record is from RefSeq and is a predicted model, not a curated record. NCBI's taxonomy places the organism in Eukaryota, Viridiplantae, Streptophyta, Magnoliopsida, Poales, Poaceae. Gene Ontology annotation, biological process: mitotic recombination; mismatch repair. Gene Ontology annotation, cellular component: nucleus. The coding region runs from base 276 to 3581 and encodes 1101 amino acids. The transcript has 13 exons. Gene Ontology annotation, molecular function: mismatched DNA binding; ATP binding; ATP-dependent DNA damage sensor activity.